This is a messenger RNA of Castor canadensis (American beaver), 1382 nucleotides long. The record is from RefSeq and is a predicted model, not a curated record. NCBI's taxonomy places the organism in Eukaryota, Metazoa, Chordata, Mammalia, Rodentia, Castoridae.
CCGCGGCGACGGAGGCACAGCGCGCGGCGGGCGCGGCGGGGCCGCAUCUGCAUCGGCCACCGCCGCCGCUGCGGGGCCGCGAACAAAGAGGAGGAGCCGCGGCGCGAGAGCAAAGUCUGAAAUGGAUGUUACAUGAAUCAUUUUAAGAGCUCCACACAACUAUGAACAUUUCUGAAGCCUGUUUCUCAGUAAAGUAGAUCAAGAUGGAUGAAUCAGCCUUGUUGGAUCUUCUGGAGUGUCCGGUGUGUCUAGAACGCCUGGAUGCGUCCGCAAAGGUUUUGCCUUGCCAGCAUACGUUUUGCAAACGAUGUUUGCUGGGGAUCAUAGGUUCCCGAAAUGAACUCAGAUGUCCUGAGUGCAGGACUCUGGUUGGCUCCGGAGUAGAGGAGCUUCCCAGUAACAUCCUACUGGUCAGACUUUUGGAUGGCAUCAAGCAGAGGCCUUGGAAACCUGGCCCUGGUGGAGGCAGUGGGAGCAACUGCACAAAUGCAUUAAGGGCUCAGGGCAGCACCAUGGCUAAUUGUAGUGGGAAGGAUCUGCAGAGCUCCCAGGGUGGACAGCAGCCUCGGAUGCAAGCCUGGAGCCCCCCGGUGAGGGGUAUACCUCAGUUACCAUGUGCCAAAGCAUUGUAUAACUACGAAGGAAAAGAGCCUGGAGACCUUAAAUUCAGCAAAGGAGAUAUCAUCAUUUUGCGACGGCAAGUGGAUGAAAAUUGGUACCAUGGGGAAGUCAACGGAAUCCAUGGCUUUUUCCCUACCAACUUCGUACAGAUUGUUAAACCAUUACCUCAGCCCCCACCUCAGUGCAAAGCUCUUUAUGACUUUGAAGUGAAAGACAAGGAAGCAGAUAAAGAUUGCCUCCCAUUUGCAAAGGAUGAUGUUCUGACUGUGAUUCGCAGAGUGGAUGAAAACUGGGCUGAGGGAAUGCUGGCAGACAAAAUAGGAAUAUUUCCAAUUUCAUAUGUUGAGUUUAACUCGGCUGCCAAGCAGCUGAUAGAAUGGGAUAAGCCUUCCCUGCCAGGAGGUGAUGCAGGACAAUGUACCUCGGUGGCAGCCCAGAGCAGCACAGCCCCAAAGCACUCCGACACCAAGAAGAACACCAAAAAGCGGCACUCCUUCACGUCCCUCACCAUGGCCAGUAAGUCCUCGCACGCAGCCCAGAACCGUCACUCCAUGGAGAUCAGCCCUCCUGUCCUCAUCAGCUCCAGCAACCCCACCGCUGCUGCUCGGAUCAGUGAACUGUCUGGGCUGUCCUGCAGUGCCCCUUCUCAGGUUCAUAUAAGUACCACGGGGUUAAUCGUGACCCCACCCCCAAGUAGUCCAGUGACAACUGGCCCCUCGUUCACUUUCCCAUCAGACGUUCCCUACCAGGCUGCCCUUGGA